GCCGCCAUUUUGGAUUGCGAACCCGUCAGCGAACUCAUAGCGAGGGUAGUGCAGCUGCGAAGCCGGCAGAGGUGGCAGUAACCACUUAACAAGCAGCCGGGAAGCAGCAACCGAGCGCGGAACCUGGCCUCUCGAUGGAUGCCAUGGCAAGCCCAGGGAAAGAUAAUUACAGAAUGAAAAGUUACAAGAAUAAAGCAUUAAAUCCUCAAGAAAUGCGUAGACGAAGAGAAGAGGAAGGAAUACAACUUCGAAAGCAAAAAAGGGAAGAACAGUUAUUCAAACGUAGAAAUGUAUCCCUUCCAAUAAAUGAUGACUCUAUGCUUGAAAGUCCCAUUCAGGAUCCAGAUAUCAGCUCUACUGUACCUGUUCCUGAGGAAGAAGUUAUUACUGCUGAUAUGGUGCAGAUGAUUUUCUCUGAUGAUGCUGACCAACAGCUUACAGCAACACAGAAGUUUCGAAAGCUGCUUUCUAAAGAACCUAACCCACCUAUAGAUGAAGUUAUACAAAAACCAGGAGUUGUACAGAGAUUUGUGAAGUUUCUUGAAAGAAAUGAAAAUUGUACUUUGCAGUUUGAAGCUGCAUGGGCUUUAACUAAUAUAGCGUCUGGAACAUUUCUACACACCAAAGUGGUAAUUGAAACUGGAGCUGUUCCAAUUUUUAUCAAACUCCUCAAUUCAGAACAUGAAGAUGUACAGGAACAGGCAGUAUGGGCACUUGGUAAUAUUGCUGGUGACAAUGCAGAAUGCAGAGACUUUGUUCUGAAUUGUGGAAUUCUUCCCCCUCUCUUAGAAUUACUGACAAAUUCAAACAGACUUACAACAACUCGAAAUGCUGUAUGGGCACUCUCAAAUUUAUGUAGAGGCAAGAAUCCACCUCCAGACUUCAGUAAGGUGUCACCUUGCUUAAAUGUCUUGUCAAGAUUAUUAUUUAGCAGUGACCCAGAUGUAUUAGCAGAUGCUUGUUGGGCCCUUUCUUAUCUUUCUGAUGGACCCAAUGACAAAAUCCAAGCAGUCAUUGAUUCUGGAGUCUGUCGAAGAUUGGUGGAACUUUUGAUGCACAAUGAUUAUAAAGUGGUAUCACCUGCAUUAAGAGCUGUUGGUAAUAUUGUGACAGGGGAUGAUAUUCAAACACAGGUAAUUCUGAAUUGUUCUGCAUUACCCUGCCUCUUACAUUUACUGAGUAGUCCAAAAGAAUCAAUUAGAAAAGAGGCUUGCUGGACUGUAUCUAACAUUACAGCAGGAAAUAGAGCACAGAUUCAGGCUGUCAUAGAUGCAAAUAUCUUUCCUGUGUUGAUUGAAAUUCUUCAGAAAGCUGAAUUUCGUACCAGAAAAGAGGCAGCAUGGGCUAUAACCAAUGCAACAUCCGGAGGCACUCCAGAACAGAUACGGUAUCUGGUAGCAUUAGGCUGUAUUAAACCUCUCUGUGACCUUUUGACUGUGAUGGAUUCCAAAAUAGUCCAGGUGGCUUUAAAUGGCCUUGAAAAUAUUUUACGACUUGGAGAGCAAGAAUCUAGACAAAAUGAAAUGAACAUCAAUCCAUACUGUGCUCUCAUUGAAGAAGCAUAUGGUCUGGAUAAAAUUGAGUUUCUUCAAAGCCAUGAAAAUCAAGAGAUCUACCAAAAGGCUUUUGAUCUAAUUGAACACUACUUUGGGGUGGAAGAUGAAGAUGCCAACAUUGUCCCGCAGGUGGAUGAAAACCAGCAACAAUUUGUUUUCCAACAGCAGGAAGCACCAAUGGAAGGAUUUCAGUUAUAAGUAGCUAAGU
Messenger RNA from Gracilinanus agilis (Agile Gracile Mouse Opossum), 1764 nucleotides. It is a transcript of the gene KPNA5, whose product is annotated as karyopherin subunit alpha 5. Lineage: Eukaryota; Metazoa; Chordata; Mammalia; Didelphimorphia; Didelphidae. Gene Ontology annotation, cellular component: nucleoplasm; nucleus; cytoplasm. Gene Ontology annotation, biological process: NLS-bearing protein import into nucleus. The record is from RefSeq and is a predicted model, not a curated record. The transcript is spliced from 14 exons. The coding region runs from base 135 to 1754 and encodes 539 amino acids. Gene Ontology annotation, molecular function: protein binding; nuclear import signal receptor activity.